AGCUCCCCGAACACAGACUGGUAACAGAUGUAUCAACAAGAUGGAACAGUGCACGUGACAUGGUUGAAUGUUUCCUCGAGCAACAGCCAGCAGUCACAGCUGCACUGCUUUCCCCCCAAGAUGAGAAAGAGAGAGAAAGAUAUCAGCACCUUGUCUGAGUCAGACAUAUCCAGUGUGGAGGAGUUCAUCCAGGCCCUGAAGCCAGUGAAGGUGGCCACAUGUGUUAUGUCAGAUGAGAAUAACCCGACACUGUUAUUCCCGACACAUGACUCUGUCAUAGCCCCACUACAUGCACAGCUCCUGCAAGACAUCCAAGAAACCCUUGGUGAUCCUCCGUUUGUCAGAGAACUCAAAGAAGCCUUUCACCAAGACCUCAUGAAAAGGUAUACAUCUGAGCUGGAGAAGGCCACACUUAACAUAGCUUCAGCGCUUGAUCCAAGAUUUAAAGUGCUGCCGCUCCUGUCCGAUGAUAAGAGACAAGAAACAUUUCCAAGAAUGGUUGCUGAAGCCACAAUGGAGCAUCAGGAAGAAGUGGUGACUGUGAGGCAGGGCCAGGAGGAACUCAGUGAUGAUUGUGCACCAGAUGAGGAAAAGAAGCAGAUUAAAGAAGAAGACAGAGAUUGCCAGGGCCCCUCAUUGGCUAAAAGAAGAGUGUCCUCCUGUGCACUGACUGAAUUACUUGGGAACACUUUUGGGGAUGCCAGGCAGGCAUCAGCACCACCAGAGAAGUCAGCCUUUGACAGUGCAGAGGACGAGGUGCAAAAGUACAAAACAGCUGAUCCUUUGCCACUGUCUGAAAGCCUGUUGGGCUGGUGGAAAGAACAUCAUCAAUGGAAGCCAGCUGUUGAUCUAGCUGCUAUUGAUUGUGCUGAGGAAAACAACAAAAAAGUGUGCACCAGUUUUGGAAUCACUGGAUAUCCCUCUCUGAAGUUCUUCCCUGCCAACUCAAGCAGUGAGUCCAUGGGGGAGGAUCUCAGAGGAUUCCCAAGGGAUGUGAGAGGCCUUCGGCACCACAUUAUUGAAAAAUUGGAGACACACACUGAGGCUUGGCCACCCGCUUGCCCGCCUUUAGAGACAGUUAGCGAGACAGAGAUAGACAGUUUCUUUCAGACCAACAAUGUGAAGCACCUCGCUCUUGUGUUUGAAACCAAAAACUCCUUUGUGGGUAGAGAGGUGACGUUGGACUUGUUGCAGUAUGAAAACAUAGCUGUGAGCAGGGUUUUGAACACAGAGGAGAGUUUGGUGUCCAGGUUUGGUGUGACCAAUUUUCCUUCCUGUUACCUGUACAAUUCGUCUGGAAGCAUCUCUAGACUCAAAGUGCUCAGUGAAGCACGUACCUUCUACUCGUAUGCUCUCCAGAGGCUGCCAGAGGUAGUGCGGAUGGGCAAGCCCCAGAUACCCAUCACUGAUCUCAUCAAGAACUUAACUCAAGAGUGGAGGCCGUUUAACAAGACACGUGUGUAUAUGUCUGAUCUUGAGUCAGUGCUGCACUACUCUCUACGUGUAGAACUGGCUGCUCACACCAGCAUUAGUGGAGAUGAUCUGACUGCAAUCAGAAAGUACAUAUCUGUACUGGCUAAGUAUUUCCCAGGUCGUCCGUCUAUAAAGAGCGCACUUAAGGCUGUGGACAGCUGGUUACAAGAACAGAAGGGAACUGAGAUCAAAUACAGCGAUUUUAGAUAUAUGCUGGACAACACAGUGCAGACAAUUGAUGCAGUGUUGCCUGAGGGUGUAAGGUGGGUGGGCUGCCAGGGAUCUCAAGCCCGAUACCGUGGAUACCCUUGUGCUGUGUGGACCCUCUUUCAUGUGCUUACAGUGCAGGCUAAAGAGACAGGUGACUCAGACCCUAAGGAAGUGUUGCUAGCAAUGAGAGGGUACAUCAGGAGUUUUUUCGGGUGCAGGCCUUGUGCAACUCACUUUGAGAGCAUGGCCCAGGAGAGCAUGGAUUAUGUGACCACGCUGUCUGCCGCUGUCCUUUGGCUGUGGUUUCGCCACAACUGGGUCAACAACCGCCUGGCAGGAGACCUGAGUGAGGACCCCUAUUUCCCUAAGAUUCAGUGGCCAUCUCCGGAGUUGUGCCCUAGCUGCCAUGGUGUAAAAAGGACCGGAGAGCACAUCUGGAAUCAGGAUGAGGUACUGGCUUUCCUCCGAAACUACUUUUCUCCAGACCACAUUCUGCCAGACUACCUGCAGGAUGAGACCCAAGCCCUCAUCCAGCAGAGAAACCAACUCACAGCUGCUCGAAUGGAGAAAGAAGCCAGGGGUGGGGCAGAGAGGAGAGCCCGGGAGGUUCCCGAAAACCGCCCUGCCGAUCUGGCCGAAGAGCCCCAAGAAGAUGAACAGGAGGAGGAAGAAGAAGAACCAGCAUUGGAGGAACGGGCUGGUGAGCCAUACCCUGCAGGGUUGGAGGGGUUUGGGAUAGCUGGAGAGGGCGCAACCCCUAGCCAGGCUCCUUGGGAGAAGCCACAGCAGCCACAGUCACAGCCACGCAAGCUGAAAAUUGUGGGUCUGAAACUACGAGAGCCCCAGGAGGACAUCAUAGAUCUGGACUCCUUUGUCAACCACCACUAUAAAGCUAAAGCCCUUCAAGCUGCAGCCAUGUCGGGCAUGGUGCGGCGGAGAAGUCUCCAAAAGCAAGAUGAUGUGAAGGACCUCCAGUUCGAGAGAGAGUGGAGGGUAAAGCGAGACCUGGGAAGCCAGGAAGAGAACUUCGGUGGUGGAGUCAGAAUAGAGCCUUACCACAGACCUCAAAGCAAAUAUUGGAUGUCACUGCUCAGCGUGGGAUUCUCCAGAAUGGAUGUGAGCCUGUGUGUCCUGUUGUAUCUUCUCUCAGCCAUGUGUCUUCUAUCCAUGUAUUUAUAUUUUAAACUGAGGGUAAAGCUGCGACGUGCUAAAGUGUCUCUACCUUGAGUGUCACAGUGCAUUGCUUAAGCUUAAUCUUUUACUUCUAUCAGGAAUGACGAAAUCUCACAAUCUGUGGCUACUAAAGGAACCGCUAGCUUCCAAACAAACAAGGUACAGAAGUUGAGAGCUUUCAAAGAACUGUUUUUAAUUGGAUGGUAAUUAAGAGGUGGUUGUGAAUACAAUCACAAUUCUUAGAAGCACCAGAUGAAGGAAAAAUUACAAUCAUAAUUGUAAUUUUAUUUGUUUAUCUUACAGAAAUUAGUUUAAAAUGACCACUUAUCAAAUACAUUUUUACAUGUUGGAGCAAAUGCAGCUCACAGUGUUUUAAAAAGAUCAGUUGUUUUGUUUUUAAGUCAAGGUUUUGCCAUAAGGCCACUGCCUGUCCAUUCUUUGUGCCUUUCCUUAUCAAAUAAUUUUUUAUGUAUUUGUGUUGUGUAGCAACUCUUUGCACAAGGAACUGAAAUAAUCACAACCAGAGACAAGAACCAAACAUUUUCUUCCUGAAAUGGUGUGCUUUGCUGAGUAAAAUGCAUUAAAAUUAUUUUUGCUAAAAACAUAAUUC
This is a messenger RNA of Myxocyprinus asiaticus (Chinese sucker), 3466 nucleotides long. RefSeq names its product sulfhydryl oxidase 1-like. NCBI's taxonomy places the organism in Eukaryota, Metazoa, Chordata, Actinopteri, Cypriniformes, Catostomidae. Gene Ontology annotation, cellular component: Golgi membrane. The coding region runs from base 28 to 2910 and encodes 960 amino acids. Gene Ontology annotation, molecular function: flavin-dependent sulfhydryl oxidase activity; protein disulfide isomerase activity. The record is from RefSeq and is a predicted model, not a curated record. The transcript is spliced from 13 exons. Gene Ontology annotation, biological process: protein folding.